Morone saxatilis (striped sea-bass) is the source of this 2786-nucleotide messenger RNA. It is a transcript of the gene chrna3, whose product is annotated as cholinergic receptor, nicotinic, alpha 3. Gene Ontology annotation, cellular component: neuron projection; synapse; postsynaptic membrane. The coding region runs from base 140 to 1825 and encodes 561 amino acids. The transcript has 6 exons. NCBI's taxonomy places the organism in Eukaryota, Metazoa, Chordata, Actinopteri, Moronidae. Gene Ontology annotation, biological process: chemical synaptic transmission; nervous system process; signal transduction. The record is from RefSeq and is a predicted model, not a curated record. Gene Ontology annotation, molecular function: acetylcholine-gated monoatomic cation-selective channel activity; transmembrane signaling receptor activity.
UGUGGCUCUGCCUCCCUCUCUCUGCCUCUGUCUGUAGCUGCGGACGCGCUUUCACUCUUUCCACUUUCUCCUCCUGUCUGCUCCGGGAGCGCUGCUGCCACUGACCCUGGAUCCAUUGCAAUUCGUCAUUUGAAACAGGAUGAAAGCCAAUUUUUACUUCGUUUUGCCCGCAUGUUCUUUCCUUCUGUUUCUUCUCCCAGGAGGCUCCUGUUCAGAAGCAGAGCACAAGCUGUUCUCUGUGAUAUUCACUAACUAUAACCAGUACAUACGACCGGUGGAAAAUGUGACCGACCCAGUUAUUGUGCAGUUCGAGGUGUCCAUGUCACAGCUGGUCAAAGUGGAUGAAGUCAAUCAGAUCAUGGAGACAAAUCUGUGGCUAAGACAUAUCUGGAAUGACUACAAACUCAGAUGGAAUCCAAAAGAUUUUGGAGGAGUCGAGUUUAUCCGAGUGCCGUCCAACAGGAUAUGGAAGCCAGACAUUGUACUGUACAACAAUGCAGUCGGAGAUUUCCAGGUUGAUGACAAAACAAAGGCCUUGCUUCGUUACAAUGGGGAUGUUACCUGGAUCCCCCCAGCCAUAUUCAAGAGCUCCUGCAAGAUUGACGUCACUUACUUCCCUUUCGACUACCAAAACUGCACCAUGAAGUUCGGCUCCUGGACAUACGACAAGGCCAAGAUAGAUCUGGUGCUAAUUGGCUCAACCAUCAACCUCAAGGACUUCUGGGAGACUGGGGAGUGGAUAAUCAUCGACGCCCCUGGUUACAAACAUGACAUUAAGUACAACUGCUGCGAGGAAAUCUACACAGAUAUCACUUACUCUUUGUACAUCCGCCGUCUGCCACUGUUCUACACCGUCAACAUGAUCAUCCCCUGCCUCCUCAUCUCCUUCCUCACCGUGCUCGUUUUCUACCUGCCGUCUGAUUGUGGAGAGAAAAUCACUCUGUGUAUCUCCGUCCUCCUGUCUUUAACUGUCUUCCUCCUCGUCAUAACAGAGACUAUCCCCUCUACCUCGCUAGUCAUCCCCCUGAUUGGCGAGUACCUCCUCUUCACCAUGAUCUUUGUCACCCUCUCUAUUGUCAUCACUGUUUUUGUGUUGAAUGUCCACUACCGCACACCAAAGACCCACACUAUGCCCUGCUGGGUACGCAAAGUGUUCCUGGGAUUAUUGCCCAGGGUGAUGUUCAUGACUAGGCCAGAGAGGGACCCUGAGCAAGUAACAACGCCUGGCAAUGUUCAGAGCAUGCAUUCAAGGCCCUGUGCUGUUCAUUCAUCAGGUACUUUGCAGAAACAGCACAAACCUCAGGCCCUGGCCUCCAGCGUGGUGUCCAGCCUAACAAACCGCCAGCGGCUUUUCAACAACACAGAGCUCACCAAUCUCAAUAAUUUAAGUGGAAACCCAGCCAAAGGUGUAAACUCUGCGUUCUUGUGCUGCGAGGGCCGGUGUAACUGCUGCUGGCAUCAAAGAUCCAGCAAACUGCCUGCAGACUCUGGGGGAGGGAGCGGAGGACUGGGCAGCCUGGGGGCGCUGACUGGAGGCAGUGCUGUUGGGGUCGGAGGGGGGAGUCAGUGCUCCAGCUCUGAGUCUCUGGAUGGAGGAAUAAUGCCCCUGUUGCCGCUCUCCCCUGAGGUCAGGGAGGCUAUUGAGAGUGUCAGAUACAUAGCAGAGAACAUGAGACUACAAAAUGAAGCAAAGGAGGUUCAGGAUGACUGGAAGUACGUUGCCAUGGUUAUCGACAGGAUCUUCCUGUGGGUUUUUGUCCUUGUGUGCAUCCUGGGAACAGCUGGUCUCUUCCUCCAGCCCCUAUUGCUUGGGGAGGACAUUUGAAUCAGUUUGACAAAACUAAUACUCCAGACUGUUGAACUGCAAAGUAUUCCUUAGAUUCCUGCCUCGGCUCAGACAGAGAAAAUACAGAGGCGGUCCAAAGUUAAGAAGGGCAGAUCACUGUGUCUGCCAAAUGUUGAUGCAAAUGGUUUUGUUGACCGUUUUUUUCACAGAUAGAGUCGAUGAUUUCUGUUUGAAGAAGUGUCUUAAGGACUUUCCAAUGCUGAGGACAUGGCUUACAAACAAUGGUAAAGACCAAAUUGUACAAAAUUGUUCUGCAGUAAAUGGCAAUGCAGUCUAUAAUGCCAAGGCAACACCCAGAAUCAAAGACCUGUAAUUUUUAUUUUGAUGAGUAAAUGAUACAUUUGAUCACUGAUCAAAUGUAUUUAAUCUAAAGCUCCUAAUUUCACAUGAAGAAAAUAUGUACAUACAGUCACAAAUGCAACCGUACAAGACCAACCGUGUUUGAAUUACCAUUAUUUUCCAUGAAAAGUAAAUUUCAAAUAUUUUCUUCUUUUAAAUUAUAUGUCAUUAUUAAGUGCCAUGCCAAAAAUAUAUCUGUGUUUAUGGUGAUCAGAACAACAGAACAGAACAAACUGUGUAACAUUUUCCACAUUUAACGUGGAUUUCCAUGAUUGUGGCGACCAAGCAAGGUUGUCGACUGUGUUCAAAGAGUGACAUCAUGUGGGAAUUCCUUGCUACUACAAAUGAUAGCACGACUUUCUGACAGUUAAAGGAAUAUGUCACCCAUUUUGCCAUACUGUCUGUAUCAUAUUCCCAGUUGUAAAAUGUUAUGGAAAGUUAUACUGAUUUAAAUUAUCUUAUGCAUAAAGAGAGCUGCUGUUUGAUCUGCAUAGCAUGACCUUCUGGACUGGGUGACUUGAGAAAAUGUCAUCUAGAAUGUUUUGUGUUCAUGCAAAUUGAAUAUUUACAAUGUCCUUAAAGUAUUUGGUUUGCAUCUGUA